Messenger RNA from Helianthus annuus (common sunflower), 1836 nucleotides. Its product is annotated as cyclase-associated protein 1. The transcript is spliced from 10 exons. Gene Ontology annotation, molecular function: adenylate cyclase binding; actin binding. Gene Ontology annotation, biological process: regulation of adenylate cyclase activity; cytoskeleton organization. Bases 187 to 1584 code for a protein of 465 amino acids. Gene Ontology annotation, cellular component: cytoplasm. NCBI's taxonomy places the organism in Eukaryota, Viridiplantae, Streptophyta, Magnoliopsida, Asterales, Asteraceae. The record is from RefSeq and is a predicted model, not a curated record.
AGAACCAAAAAAUUAGAAUUUUGACUUGUAUAAGAAAAAGAACCGAAAAAACAUAAACCAGAUAGAUAUAAUAAUUCCAGAACAACGCACUACACACGACGACUCAAAUUCUCAAAACCAGUCAUUCCAGAUCUGCUUUAUGUGCUCAACUUCUAGAGCGAGAAACUUCUAGAGAGAGAGAAACCGAUGGACGAGAAGUUGAUACAGCGGCUGGAAUCCGCCGUAGCACGGCUGGAAUCACUAUCUCUUCCUUCACAAUCCCGAUCUAUCGACGUUGAUGCGGUUGCCGCUUCCACGGAUCCAUCGAUCAUCGCAUUUGAAGAUCUUUUGACGGAAUUCGUCGGCAAGGUGCUGAGUGCUGCGGAGAAGAUUGGAGGACAAGUUAAGGAGGUUACUGAUGUGCUUCAUGAGGCGUUUUCUGUUCAGAAGGAGCUUCUGGUUAAGAUUAAGCAUACUAAGAAACCUGACAUGGUAGGAUUGGGUGAAUUUCUCAAGCCAUUAAAUGACAAGUUAAUGAAAGCAAUUAGCCUGACAGAAGGAAGGCGGUCAGAUUUCUUCAACCACCAAAAAGCUGUUGCAGAGUCUCUAACAGCUCUAGCAUGGAUUGCAUAUGUGGGAAAAGAUUGUGGAAUGAGCAUGCCUAUUGCACAUGUCGAAGAAUCUUGGCAGGCAGCUGAAUUCUACAACAAUAAGGUUCUUGUAGAAUAUAGAAAUAAAGACUCGAAUCAUGUGGAAUGGGCAAGAGCUCUUAAAGAACUUUAUGUACCUGGAUUGAGAAAUUACGUGAAGACUCAUUAUCCGUUGGGGCCCGUUUGGAGUGCUACUGGAUCAGCUGUGUCUGCUCCACCGAAAGCCCCUGCUCCUCCACCCCCUCCUCCCGCCUCACUCUUUAGUUCCGAGCCUUCCCAGCCAUCUUCGUCCCGCCCAAAGGAAGGAAUGGCUGCCGUUUUUCAAGAAAUUAGUUCGAAGCCGGUUACUGCUGGAUUAAAAAAAGUUACAGAUGAUAUGAAGACCAAGAACCGUGCAGAUAGAGCUGGCUUUGUUAGUGCCAGUGAAAAGGAGGUUCGUACAAGUGUGCCAUCUGCUUCUAAAGUCGGACCUCCAAAGUUGGAGCUUCAAAUGGGUCGCAAAUGGGUUGUUGAGAAUCAAAUUGGGAAGAAGGAUUUGUUGAUUGAUAAGUGUGAUUCAAAGCAAACAGUGUACAUUUUUGGAUGCAAGGAUUCGGUUCUACAGAUUAAAGGGAAAGUCAACAACAUAACCGUUGACAAAUGCACUAAAAUGGGUGUUGUAUUCACGGAUGUUGUUGCUGCUUGCGAAAUCGUUAAUUGCAACAGUGUUGAGGUGCAAUGUCAGGGUACGGCCCCUACUAUUUCUGUCGACAACUCAGCAGGUUGCCAGUUAUACUUGAGCAAGGAUUCUCUAGAAGCUUCUAUAACAACCGCCAAGUCGAGUGAAAUUAACGUUUUGGUACCUGCCUCUGGUCCCGAUAAUGAUUUGGUGGAGCAUGCUUUGCCGCAGCAAUACAUUCAUACUUACAAGGAUGGACAGUUUGUAACAACCCCCGUCUCUCACUCCGGAGGCUAACUAACUAACUAACCAACCGACUCUUUUCACGUUAUUACAACUCGUUUAUCUUUUCAAAUACUCUUAUGGUGUUUCUUCUCGGGUGUGCAUGCAUUUAACAGAGGUGGUUUGCUUUUUGAUUGAAGGGUGCUUCAAGUUUUGGUUUCUUGAGUUGUAUUCCCAUACAUUGUUUCUCUAUAAUUGUGAUCAUACUAUAUUUCUUGUCCAUUACAUGAUUAAAUACCAAAAAUUAUGUCAUUCGGUUUUUAUUUU